CUGUAAAGUCGUUCGAUCGAACAUAUUCCAAACGAUUGGUACAACUCUUACAUUUACGUGCCGUCGCUUAGUAAUGUAGGAGAAAAAAAUUAUUAAAAUAUAUAAAUUAAAGUGUAAUAGUGUGAGAGUGCGAGGCAAACACACGUGCAUUUGCGGGCCAAUAGCACGGUGCGCUUGCAAUCUUAUUGCUGUGCAGAAGUAUAGAGAAGACGAGCAUACAACGCAAAAGUGUAAUGAAAAGUAUAAAGAAUGACUUGUCAAAGAGAAUAACACGAAUUUGUUGGAGGCAGUAACGCGCGGCGUGGUGAAUAAAUAUAAGCGCGAACGAGAAAGCAAUGAAAUAUUUAAGUGGGCAAAAACGAGAAAGCGCUAAAGUCACCACCCUGAGAAGAGAGUUGUUGUAGGGACAACCUCAAACCUAAAAUUUUUUGUAAUUUUCUUGCAACUUAAUAUAAUGCCCAAUUUACAAAUGAAUGGAAACAUACAUGUGCUAAGUUAAUUUCGGUAUUGUUUGAUUUAAGUUAUUGCGAAACAAUAAAUCUGUGCGCUACUGUGCUUGUGUGUGUGUGUCUCUGUGUAUGUAAUAAAAUAAAGAGCAGCAGCAGCCCAAGCAACUACAUAAAUUCAACAAACACAACAACACAAUGAUUAAAAUGGAGACUGACAAAAUGAUGGACGAGACUAACUCCAAUGCACAAGCAUUCACAACCACAAUGCUGUACGAUCCGGUGCGCAAGAAAGACUCAUCGCCCUCAUACCAGACGGAGCGGGAUGUCUGUUUUCAGUACUUCAGACAGUGGAGCGAAUCGGGACAGGUGGAGUUUGUGGAGCAGCUGUUAUCGCAGAUGUGCCACUAUCAGCAUGGACAGAUCAAUGCGUUUCUUAAGCCGAUGUUACAGCGCGACUUUAUAACACUGCUGCCAAAAAAAGGUCUGGAUCAUAUUGCCGAAAACAUCUUAUCGUAUCUGGAUGCGGAGUCGCUAAAAUCCGCCGAAUUGGUGUGUAAAGAAUGGCUGCGUGUUAUAUCUGAGGGUAUGCUGUGGAAGAAGCUCAUCGAGCGGAAGGUGCGCACCGAUUCCCUGUGGCGUGGCCUGGCCGAGCGUCGGAAUUGGAUGCAGCAUCUGUUUAAACCGCGACCGGGACAAAUACAGAGACCGCACUCAUUCCAUCGCGAGCUAUUUCCUAAGAUCAUGAAUGAUAUUGACAGCAUAGAGAACAACUGGCGAACCGGUCGACAUAUGCUGCGUCGGAUCAACUGUCGCUCGGAGAACUCAAAGGGUGUCUAUUGCCUACAGUACGACGAUGGCAAGAUUGUGUCCGGCUUGCGGGAUAAUACGAUCAAGAUAUGGGAUCGUACGGAUCUGCAGUGUGUGAAGACGCUGAUGGGACACACUGGAUCCGUGCUGUGCCUGCAAUAUGACGACAAAGUUAUUAUCAGCGGCUCCAGCGAUUCGACGGUGCGUGUGUGGGAUGUGAAUACUGGUGAAAUGGUUAACACGCUUAUUCAUCACUGCGAGGCGGUGCUACAUUUGCGCUUCAAUAAUGGCAUGAUGGUUACCUGCUCCAAGGAUCGCUCCAUUGCUGUCUGGGACAUGACCUCGCCCAGCGAGAUCACGUUGCGUCGCGUCCUUGUCGGCCAUCGUGCCGCUGUCAAUGUUGUUGAUUUUGAUGAGAAAUAUAUUGUGUCCGCCAGCGGAGAUCGCACCAUUAAAGUGUGGUCCACGUCGAGCUGUGAAUUUGUGCGUACCCUGAAUGGUCACAAACGUGGCAUCGCCUGUCUACAGUACAGAGAUCGUCUCGUUGUUAGCGGCAGCUCCGACAAUUCAAUCAGGCUUUGGGACAUUGAGUGUGGCGCCUGCUUGCGUGUCUUGGAGGGCCAUGAAGAGCUGGUGCGCUGCAUUCGCUUUGAUACAAAGCGCAUCGUCAGCGGUGCCUAUGAUGGUAAAAUUAAGGUAUGGGAUUUGGUUGCCGCUCUCGAUCCGCGUGCCGCCUCCAAUACGCUGUGCCUAAAUACCCUCGUGGAGCAUACUGGUCGCGUUUUUCGUCUGCAAUUUGAUGAAUUUCAAAUUGUCAGCAGCUCGCAUGAUGAUACUAUUUUGAUAUGGGACUUUCUAAAUUUUACGCCCAAUGAGAAUAAGACCGGCCGAACACCAUCACCGGCGCUUAUGGAACAUUAACAUUUUGUGCAAAGGCAGCUCCGGGAACUUGAGCUGCAUUCCUCAAGUGAUGAGGAGGAGAACGGUGGCGAAAACGAUGAUGAUAAUGAUAAUGAUGAUGGGGAAAAUGGUGAUGAUGAUGAUGACGGCGACGCUGAAUACGACGAUGCAGAUGAUAACAUCGAGCUGGAGGAUAUCGAUCAUGAUUACGUUUAUUCCCCACCAAAACAUCGUCAUAAUCGAAAUAAUCCAGCUCUUGAUAAUGCUGAUCACGAUAACUAAUGAAUUAAACACUAAGCCAGCAAAUAGCAUUGUAACUCGUCCAUUAAAUUAUGUUGAACCCAA
This is a messenger RNA of Drosophila grimshawi, 2501 nucleotides long. It is a transcript of the gene slmb, whose product is annotated as F-box/WD repeat-containing protein 11. The record is from RefSeq and is a predicted model, not a curated record. The transcript has 8 exons. Bases 645 to 2177 code for a protein of 510 amino acids. Gene Ontology annotation, molecular function: protein dimerization activity. Lineage: Eukaryota; Metazoa; Arthropoda; Insecta; Diptera; Drosophilidae.